AUGGCCGCCACAAAUGGCCACACCGUCCCCAAGGUGACAUUCAAACAUCCUCUGGAUCAGUUGAGUGUCGACGAAGUCAACGUUGCGCGACAAGCAGUUCUUGACGCUCGCAAGGCUGCCAUCGUGUUCCGCAACAUUUUCACUGUUGAACCAGCUAAAGCCGAGCUGAUUAAGUUCCUCGCCGCUGAGCAUGCCGGUACUCUCUCGUCUGGCACACCCCGGCCUCCUCGCCAGGCUCGUGUUCAGUAUGACGUCGUGUUUGAGGAUCGACGCCACGAGUACAUGGAAUCAGUGAUCGAUGUUGCCUCAGGCAAGGAAGUCGAGCACAAGCGGGUGCCUCCGACUUCCCAGCAAUCUCUGACCUUGGAUGAAUUUAAGCAAUUCAAUGACGUGUGCGUGGAAUCAGAGAUGUUCAAGAACGCUGUCAGAGAGCUCAACCUUGAUGAGAAAUUCGAGGUGGCUAUUGACCCAUGGCCUUACGGCGGUCCGGAUGUCGGAGAGGUCACCCCGAGAUAUACCCAAGGUCUAUGCUUCGCUAAGCUACGAAACGGCAACCCAGAUAGCAACCAUUAUGGGUUCCCUCUACCCAUUAUUCCAGUGAUGGACACUUACAAGCAGGAAAUCGUUCGGAUCGACCGUCUAGCUACUGGUGGCACCGAGGACGGCCUCAACUAUGGCACAACCGGCAAAAACGUCCUCGAACAUUGUAAACCUGCUGAAUACGUCCCAGAGUUGCUGGAUACUCCUCUCCGCAAAGACCUGAAGCCCUUGAACGUGAUCCAGCCGGAAGGCCCAUCAUUCACCGUCAGUGACGACUCUCUGGUCGAAUGGCAGAAAUGGAGGUUUCGAGUUGGAUUCACUCCCCGUGAGUGCGCCGUUCUUCACGAUAUCCACUACGACGGCCGGAGUGUGCUCUACCGCUUGAGUUUGUCCGAGAUGACUGUUCCGUAUGGCGACCCUCGACCUCCAUUCCAACGGAAGCAGGCUUUUGACUUUGGCGACGCUGGUGCAGGUAGAGCUGCGAACAAUCUUGCCCUUGGUUGCGACUGUCUGGGCGUCAUCAAAUACAUCGACGCAAUGCUGGUUGACACAGAAGGCAAACCCUCGGUGUCAAAGAACGUCGUCUGUAUCCAUGAGCAAGAUAACGGAAUUGGUUGGAAACACACCAACUUCAGAACCAACCGAGCUGUGGUGACCCGAUUGAGAGAAUUGGUUGUUCAGUUCAUCAUUACAUUGGCAAAUUACGAGUACAUCUUUGCCUACAAGUUCGAUCAAGCUGGAGGCAUCACAAUCGAGACUCGAGCCACCGGAAUUGUCUCGGUGGUCAAUAUUGACCCUGGCAAGGUUAGCCCUUAUGGCAAUGUCGUAUCCCCUGGCGCCCUUGCCCAAAACCACCAGCACAUUUUUGCCGUUCGAAUCGAUCCCGCGAUCGAUGGCCAUUCAAACACCAUUCUCACUGAAGAAUCCCUACCUAUUCCUAUGAACCCGAAGACGAACCCGCAUGGCAACGGGUACGAAAUCCUCCGCAACCCUGUCACCAAAUCAACAUCCAUCCACGCCUCCCCUUUCACAAACCUGACCAUCAAAAUGACCAACCCGAACAAGGUCAACCCCGUCUCCCAACGACCAGUUUCAUACAAGUUCAUUCCCACUCCGUCCCAGUUAAUCCUCGCAGACCCAGGGUCGAUCGCCGCCAAGCGUGCAGCCUACGCCCAUCACCACGUGUGGGUGACCAAAUACCGGGACAAUGAAUUAUUUGCAGCAGGAGAGUUCACAAAUCAGUCACAGCUCGAAGUGGGCGGUGUGGCGGACAUGGCGGCGCGCAACGACGACGUGGAGAAUGAGGAUGUUGUUGUCUGGAACGUCUUUGGUCUUACACACAAUCCCCGUGUGGAAGAUUGGCCCGUGAUGCCUGUGGAAAUUCACCAGGUUCACUUGCGCCCAGCGGACUUUUUCGUGAGAAACCCGGCCUUAGAUGUCCCGGGCCGCAAGAACGUCGCUAGCGUGGAGGUCGGAAGAGAAGCGAACGGUGAAUGCUGUCAUGCGAACGGGAAUGGAUCGGUACAAGCUACUCCAACUUCGCAUCUGCAAGGUGCCGGAAGCACGCCUGUUGCAGAAAUUAAUAGGCAUUAG
Messenger RNA from Cladophialophora psammophila CBS 110553, 2133 nucleotides. Its product is annotated as primary-amine oxidase. Gene Ontology annotation, molecular function: primary methylamine oxidase activity; copper ion binding; quinone binding. Lineage: Eukaryota; Fungi; Ascomycota; Eurotiomycetes; Chaetothyriales; Herpotrichiellaceae. The transcript has 4 exons. Bases 1 to 2133 code for a protein of 710 amino acids. Gene Ontology annotation, biological process: amine metabolic process. The record is from RefSeq and is a predicted model, not a curated record.